UAUUAAUAUCCCGCAGUUUAGUAUAAUCAUCUGAACCACACGAGACGACGGGCCAAACGAAUUUUGUCCUUCUCCGCUGACCCGGAGCGGAGGGUUUGACAACGUAUAAUAAUUAAUACCCGUCAAUUUGUGCUUGGUGUUUUCCACCAAUAGUUUCGAUUUCCUGUUAUUUUUGAUGCAUGAGCGUAUUAUUGUGAUUUUACAACGGAUAUAUGUCUUUAAAAUGAUAAAAUGAUGUGAUCGCUUUUCUUAAGCUAUUCUUUCCGUGUGACCCCGCCAAGUCGCGUUUAGGAGAAUGUUAAUUUCUCCAAAAUCGAACCCCUUUUCCAUCGAUUCGCUACUUGGCAUCAAAGAGACUGUAGCGGAACCUAAAGACAACGAAAAUACAACGCAAAAUGAAACUUUGUGCAAGACAGACCCCAAAGGAGAGGGCAAAAUAGUGACAGAAGGACGAGCUGAUUUCGAGAGAAAUCAAAUUGACCGGAUCUCUUACUCUACCCUUAACCUGAGGGGUGAGAGUCUUCAUACAUAUGGGAAAAGUGACUAUGACUCUGAGCAGACAUUUGGGUUUAUUUCUGAGCGGCAAAGGGAAGUGCUUUUGCAGAGACAGAAUGAGCAACUAGGGCAUUGUCGAGUGAGAUAUUGGGGGGCCCCUAGGUACCACGACCCCCUUUCUCCAUGGCAGUACCGCUAUCCAAGUCAGGGACCACUCUCGCGCUUCAUAGAUUCGUCCCUUUUGCUACCAAAUCUUCGGAAAUCCAAGCGAAUAAGAACAGCUUUUUCCCCUACACAGCUCCUACAGUUAGAGCAUGCGUUUGAGAAGAACCAUUACGUGGUGGGCCAAGAGAGAAAAGAACUGGCUCUUAAAUUAGGCCUCAGUGAAACGCAGGUGAAAGUAUGGUUUCAGAACAGACGUACAAAGUACAAGCGAGUGAAAGCAGAAGAAGACAUGACAAUGGCCCCUUCUAAAAAUAGAAGUCACGUGAUAAGGGAUCAGGUGACGAAGAAAAGCGAUUGUCGCUACGAUUCUUCGUCUGAGGAAAGUGAUAUAGAUGUUUAACCAUAAUGAGAGUGGCUUGCUUCAAUGGCAGUAUAUGGUGCAUUUACUUUUCUCAUUUCUUCUAUUAUUGCUUUGAUAUACUUCGAUUUGUUGUCCGUUUAUCACUGAAAUGCUUUGUGAUGUAUGACUUUUAGGUGUAAACUUAGUGCGGAUAAGAGUAAUGGAGGCUUAUUUUGGAUGUUGUUUUCAAUAUAAAUUUUGUUGUUGUGAUAUUGAAUAGGAUGUAACCAUAUUUUCAAUAAAUAUUAUAAGAUGUUUUCACCUACUUGUUUUUUUUUUUUUAAAUUCAUUUUUGAUUCACAAUAUCCUGUCUUUAUCAAAUAUCUACGUACUGGUGUAAUAAGUACAAACUGAGACGUAAAUGCAAUAGUAUUGUAUUUGUUGUUUAACUUGUAGGGAGAGGGCGAAUUAAGUUUUUAUAACUUGUGGCCAAUCCCAUUGUAAUAUAUAAUGCAAUAAAAUAUGUUCAAAUCAAAUGUCCUGUGAAAUGCAGACUACAGAAUAUCUAUUUACAUAUGUUAAUAAUCACAUAAUGUAUUCUUUGUUUCCUAUGUAAUUUUCUUUGUAUUAUACAAUAUUUGUUCUUUUUUUUUUUUUAAAGAUUUUUACUUUAGAUCUACAAAUAUAAUUAUUUGAAUCAUAAGUUUAAUACACUGUCAGUAUUUCGUAUGAAAACAGCCUUAUUUUAAAUAAACAAAUAAAUCAAG
This is a messenger RNA of Magallana angulata, 1767 nucleotides long. RefSeq names its product homeobox protein EMX1-like. The record is from RefSeq and is a predicted model, not a curated record. NCBI's taxonomy places the organism in Eukaryota, Metazoa, Mollusca, Bivalvia, Ostreida, Ostreidae. Bases 296 to 1060 code for a protein of 254 amino acids. The transcript has 3 exons. Gene Ontology annotation, biological process: neuron differentiation; brain development; central nervous system development. Gene Ontology annotation, molecular function: DNA-binding transcription factor activity, RNA polymerase II-specific; DNA binding.